This is a messenger RNA of Myxocyprinus asiaticus (Chinese sucker), 10095 nucleotides long. Its product is annotated as WSC domain-containing protein 2-like. The record is from RefSeq and is a predicted model, not a curated record. Bases 1203 to 2960 code for a protein of 585 amino acids. The transcript has 12 exons. Lineage: Eukaryota; Metazoa; Chordata; Actinopteri; Cypriniformes; Catostomidae. Gene Ontology annotation, molecular function: sulfotransferase activity.
UCGGGCUGUGUGGAGCGCGAGCUGACGCGCGGCUGCUUUAGCUGUGAACCGCAGGGAUGUCAAACACGCGCCGCGCACGCAAGGAGAAGAGAACAGACAGACAGGUCACUUGCCAGCAUCAAAAAACAGGGCACCUCCUCUCUGACCUGAUUCACUGCAUGUGAGUAAGAGGAGGCGAAUAUCGGGUACUAUGUACCCGAGUUGUGGGUGCGUGCGUGUGCCUCUGAGCGCGCGACGCUGUAAAGGCAGCGCGUGCGGAUUCUGCGGCAGCUGUGAACGCGGAAUAACGGGAUCGGAAAACUCAGCGAGGCAUGGAAAAGCACGCUGAGUACUGAGCAAAUAAUCAACUAGACAGUCAUUUGCAGACGUAUCCAUUGUGUGCGCCUCCGGGCGCCCUAUUAUUUGAUCGAAAUAUCACAGUGGAUAUGAAGGCAAGCAUGCAGUAGAAUAUUUCUCAUACGAAUCCAGACUCGUUGGGUUCGGUGCAAGUGAUUCUGCAGUUUCUGUCCGUGGUCAAUUUCAAAUCUGCCGGAAAGACAUCAGAUUUGUUCUUGCAAUGCCACAACAAAUUACAAGGAUGCAAACUCAUGAGGGGCGAAAAAGGAACUGAGCUAUAUCUGCACUGAAUGAACAGUGUGCUGCCUGUGUAGAAUGUUGUCACGAUAACAUCAGCCUGACUCUGCUCUGACUGUGGCAGGUGGAAGACUGGAGGGGUCAGGCUGAGAUUAGGGGCCGAGUCAGGAGUGAAUCAGCGUGGGUUUGAUUGACAGACGGCUCGGUGGGAAACAAGGCCUCGGGAGAGCGAGAGUCCGAUAAGAGGAGUGAAAGCGUCACAACAGCAAUAUCAUCUUUCAGUCCUCAUUACCACUUGUCUUUCACAACAUGGCCUCUACAGUGGCACCGUUCUCCUCUGACACUGCCUCUUUGGGGACAUAGCAAGACACUAGAUACUGGACACAUGGACACAUUUCUGUAGGCUGCUUCAAAAAGUGUCUUCAGACUUCAAGACAUCAGUUUUAAGGUGUUCGUUAUCAACUUUAAGGCAAACUGUCCUUUACAACUACCGUUUCUAAGAAAGGAAAUCCUUUUGGGAGUUUCAAAAAGGCUGACAAGGUACAAGGAACAUUUUGGGAAGUGGUUAACUCAUUUUAUAUGUUUCUGUGUAACAUCGAAGGCCAGUGCGUGUGGCUCGAGAGCCUGACAUGGCCAGACCUCUGCUAAAGAUCCACCGCUAUUUCCGACGUAAACCGGUGCGCUUUUUCUCCUUCAUCCUCCUCUACCUUACUGCUGGCAGCCUUGUUUUCCUCCACUCUGGCUUCUCCAGUGAUACCUCCACCACUGGUGGUUCUGGGAGUGGCCGUGACCCACUUAUAUCUGAAGUGGGGGGCGGCACAGGUGGAGGGAGCUCUACCUCUGAAGGUUUGGGACUCUUACGGAGGGUGUUUAAAGAGACAAGGAGAGCCCCCCGGAGAUUUGGACCACUGUGGAUGAAGAAAAAUGGGGCACAGGAUGCACCGGAGUGGGUAGGACGAGGAGGAGAUCAUACCAGUAGCUGGAGCCAUGGAGCCAAAGGAAGAACCACCAAAGAGAUGAAUGAUGAGAGAGUAUAUCCAGCACCAAAUGUUCACACGGACACCUCACCAUCAAAGUACAUCGGGUGCUAUGUUGAUGACACACAGAAACGGGCUCUUAGAGGAGUGUCCUUCUUUGACUACAAAAAAAUGACUGUCUUCCGUUGCCAGGACAACUGUGCUGAAAGGGGAUAUCUCUAUGCCGGUCUGGAGUUUGGAGCAGAGUGCUAUUGUGGCCAUAAGAUCCAGGCGCCCAAUGUGACAGAGAGUGACUGUAAUAUGGAGUGUAAAGGGGAGAAGAAUAACCUCUGUGGAGGACCAAAUCGACUUUCUAUAUACAGACUGGAGCUGAGUCAGGAGUCUGCACGUCGAUAUGGGAGUGCCAUUUUUAAGGGAUGUUUCAAGAGGCCUGACAAUGUGACCCUGGCACUUCCUGUUAGUGCCGUCAUUCAAAACAUGUCAGUGGACAAGUGUGUAGACAUGUGCACAGAAAAAGAAUAUUCUCUGGCAGCAUUGGCUGGGGAAAAAUGUCACUGUGGAUUUCCCACUUCUCUGUUUACCCUACAUGAGCGUGAGGAUGAGGAAAUGUGUCUGCAACGCUGCACAGUAGAAGACUUCGAGAGCUGUGGGAACAAUAACUUCUUUGUUGUGUACCAGACACAAGUUCAGGAUAAUCGCUGCAUGGACCGGCACUUUUUACCCACUCGCACCAAGCAGCUCAUGGGACUGGCUAGUUUCCCAGGAGCAGGGAAUACCUGGGCCCGUCACCUUAUUGAACUGGCUACUGGCUACUACACUGGGAGCUACUAUUUUGAUGGCUCACUGUACAACAAAGGUUUUAAAGGGGAGAGAGAUCACUGGCGCAGUGGUAGAACAAUAUGUAUCAAGACUCACGAGAGUGGCAAGAAGGAGAUUGAUGCCUUUGAUGCCAGCAUCCUUAUGAUCCGGAACCCUUACAAAGCCCUCAUGGCUGAAUUUAACCGAAAGUAUGGAGGCCAUAUUGGAUUUGCCUCCCAAGCUCACUGGAGGGGCAAAGAGUGGCCAGAGUUUGUGAAGAACUAUGCUCCAUGGUGGGCAUCCCACACACUGGACUGGCUGAAAUACGGGAAGAAAGUUCAUGUGGUGCACUUUGAGGAGUUAAAGCGCAACCUUUUCUCUCAGUUAAAAGCCAUGGUCAUCUUUCUGGGCCUGGAGGUCUCCGAGGACCGUCUGUUGUGUGUGGAAGGACAGAAAGAUGGGAACUUCAAACGUUCUGGGCUGAGAAAACUAGAAUAUGACCCUUACACGCCUGAAAUGCGUGGCAACAUUGAUAGGCUUAUUAAGACUGUGGAUGCAGCACUCAAAAAGAGAAACCUGUCUGGUGUACCUGAGGAGUACAGGCCGAGAUGACACUCAUCUUUUACCUUUGCUUUAGUUCACAACACAUAGGAGGGACACACACUUUACGCUUUAAAUAUUUUUUCAGCUUUUCCCCUUUUUAGAAUUUUGAAUUGUACAUUACUGUUGUUCCCUUUGUUUGUGUUCUGUUUUAAAGGAAUAGUACACAGAAAAAUUAAAACUGUCAUUAUUUGCUCACCCUCGUGUCACACAAUGCUAUUAGAUGACUAUAGAAGACUUGGAAUAUAUAGCGAACAAGCCAUAUAGAAUAAUUCCAUUAUUCUUUAUUAUGCUUUUAUGGUAUUCUGUGCCCUUUUUGGAGCUGGAAAGCUCCAGUACCCAGUCAUUGUCAUUUCAUAGAUAAAAGCAAACAGGACCUUAUACAAAAUUCCACAGAAGAACACAAAAAUUUCACUGUACAUCUUGCCAUUGCAGACUCUCGAUUACACUUCUUAGUGCUUGGCGCAUGCGCAGAGUGCUAGAUGAAGUGUAAUCGAGCUUGAAAUUGAUCUGCAAGGAGAAUGCUGUCAAUAUGAACCCUUUAAUUUCAAUGUAAUUACCAUCUGGCCACCUUACUUGAAGGGAUAGUUUACCCAAAAAUAAAAAUUCUACCAUGGAACACAAAAGGAAAAAUGUUAGGGAUUGUCAAACUCAGUCACCAUUCACAUUUAUUGCAUCUUUUUUCCAUACAAUGAAAGUGAAUGGUGACUGAGGCUGUCAUUCUACCUAACCUAAAGUAAUAAGGUUUUGGAUUAACAUAAAGAUAAGGAAAGUAUGACAGAAUAAAAAUGUUUGUGGGAACUGUCCCUUUAAGUCAGGAUCACAAAUUCUGUUAAUUAUCCCAGGCAAUGACUAUUUAUGCUGUCUAUGAAAGCUUCGUCUAUAAUAUCAGCAAGACAUUCUGACCACUGUUAGAUGGACCCAAGUGUUUCCCCUACACACAUCACCUCUGUUUUAUCCUACUGGCCUUUUCUGCACCUCGAGAGACCAUGAACCCUAAAGCACUUUAGUCACAUUUUAAUUAUAUGAACAGUGAUUUCAUCCGUUUAACACCUGAACCCCAGUUUCCUGUCCCCACAAAGAUUUGGACCUUGCCUUCAGAUGUUUUGGUGCUUCUUGCAACAGAUUAAAAUAAUAGCUCUGGACAACAACAAAAAAGGCUUCAACCUUUAUUACAACCAAGGUAUGCCACCAGUAUUAGACAAAUGCAUGGCGAACUCAUAAACAUGACAUUUUAUUUGUCACUUGCCUGCAAAUUACUAAAGGCAGGGACCAGAUAAUAAUUCCUCAUUGGACUCAUGAUUUAGAAGAAAGCAACAAAGUUCUUUUGUUUCUGCUUCUUCAUUAAAAUUAAUUACCUUUUACAUUUUUAUUUUUUUCAGUGAGGUUUAGUAAAUAUUUGCAGUGGGCAAUUCAAAAACUCCUCUGUUCAUAAAGAGGUUGGGGGCUUCUUGUAAAUUGCUUGAAAUGGCAUAAUGACUGGCCCUUUUAGAGUUCUACCGCCUUUAUUCUUUCACAAUAUAGUUACUGUAUCAAUUAAGCAAAAACCCCUUCUCCACCAAUUUGUGUCCCAAUUUAGAUUAGGAGAGCGGUUGCAGUGCUGCCCUGAAUUAAUUUGUACUUUCCAUUUCCCUUGACAACAUCUGUAAACACAGUCAAAAUAUUCCUACCCAAAUAUCAAUAUACUGUGUAUCACGUUUUGGGUGCUAUUAUAAACUUGUUCCCUGUAAAAAUGUUCAGAUUUGUUCUUUUUGUUUUUAGAGUUUUAAUUGCAAAGGUUUUUUUAUUUAUUCAAAACUCCAAGUCAACACUAUAUUCUAUAAAUUAGAAAAUAAUCAAGAAAUAAGGGGUGAAACCAAGUAUGAAGCAACAUGCAAAAGAAACUCAGAGAUUCUAAACAUCAAACAGUUGUCACGGCUCCGGUGAGUUCACUGGUUUAUUAUGUUGUUUUGUUUUUCUCUCUCCCUCAUGUCUCGCAGGCGGAGCCGGCACACAUGAUCAGUGUUUCCAUGGGAACAGUGAUCACUCCCAGGGAAGUGCUGAUCAUGCUGCUGAUUAACAUGCUAGCUACACCUGUUUCACACUGAUUGCACUCCCUAUUAAUACUUGUAUGCCCUAACUGUCUUCACUAGAUUAUUGCUUGUGCUGUCAAGUGGCUAACCUUGCUCUCUUUGUCUAGUUGGUGCUGUCUCAUGUAUCUGUUGGUUGCCUGUCUUUGCCUGUGUGUCGGGAAGUGUGGUUACCUUCCAGUUUGCUGUACGCCUGUCCUUGCCGCCCACAAAUCACCAGUGGAGGAUUCCUCGUCUUUGCCUGCGUAUCAGGAAAACGACUGCCCUCCUUCAUCCGGGCUUUGUUCUCUGUACCACACCAUGCUUCAAUGGACUCUUCCUAUGGAUCUGCUCCUGACUUCCACAACGCAUACACCUGUUUAUGAACACACUCCUCCUUUGCCCUCUGCGCGCCCACUAUGUGCACACAGACUUGUUCCUCGUCUCCUGCCACUGCUGGGAUUCUAAUACUUCGCCAGCACAGUUUAUGUUGACAUUUGUUGUAAAUAAAUCCUUUGAAAUGUUCUUCUGCAGUUGGGUCUCUGUCACACUCACUUUGAGAGAAUAAUCUAGCCAAGCAUGGACCCAGCAGAGGAAUCUACUAUUCGCUCUACCCUCUCGCAGCAAGGAGCGCUGCUAGGGCAUCAACAAGACCAAAUCUCCACUUCUAAUCGGGCAUUGGAUAUUGCUGAACUCACCGCGGUGGUCCAACAGCUCUGCCCUUCUCCUGAUCCCGGUCCCUCUCCUGAAACACCCCCAUCAGCUUCGACGGUUCACCAUGGCCCUUGGCGCCCAGAGGCUCACAUCCUCCCUCCAGCUCCGUUCUCAGGUGACACGAUGAAGGAUGUUAUCUUGCUCCUCUCCAGAAGGGCUGGUGAAUGGGGAACUGCCAUUUGGAACAACAGACAUCUGUGCUGAGCCACGUAUGAAGCUUUCUCCAUCUGAACUUCACCGGGUGUUAUCCAGACUGUCCCAUGUAGAUCGGUGAGUCACUGACUAUGUGAUUGAGUUUCGCACCCUGACCGCUUGUGUGACCUGUUCUUGCUUGGGCUUUCCGGAUGUCCAGGAUGAGAAUUAUCCUUUGGAUCUCCCCACUCGUUUUGAUAACUUGGUGGACCUGGCUAUCCGAGUCGAUCAACGCCUGACUCUAUGCCGUAAUCAACGUUGACACCACUCUUCACCCUCUCGAGCAGCUGACUAUUCCCUCUGACCCACUAUUUCGACCAGGUCACCUGUAUCUCACCCCAACACUGAGCCCAUGCAAUUCGGGAGAACCCUGAUGUCACGUAUGGAGAAGCAGCAAUGCCUAGUUAAGGGACUAUGCUUUGCUUGUGCCCGGUCGGGCCAUUUCUCUUCUUCCUGCCUGGUUAAAAGACACCACUCAUCAGUAGGAAGGGGGUUACUGGCGAGCCCAACACCUUUGAAAAAAGCCCCCGGACUUCGUAAUCUUCUCCCGGCCUGGCUGCAGUAUGGCUUAGCCAGUCACACGGUUUCGGCUCUGGAAGGAAACUUCAUUUACAUCGAGUUGGCCUCUAAAUGGCGGCUUCCUAGGGUCCAGUUGGAUGAACCCAUCACCGCCCACACCCUCAGUGGCACGCUCCUGUCAGUCAUCACCCAGUCUACCAAGCCAGUCACCCUCAUCUCUGGUAAUCACUCAGAACAACAGUCCUUUUAUCUUAUCCGAUCCCCAUCGACCCUGGUAGUGUUGGGGCAUCCAUGGUUGGUAACGCACAACCCACACAUAGAUUGGACAACCAACACUCUUCUUGCUUGGAGCUCUUAUUGUCUUAAUUCUGCUGUCUCCCCUGUCCAGUCUUGUGUUUCGUUGCAGGAUGAGCUGGCGGAUUUGUCCGGAGUGCCGUUGACGUACCAUGACUUGAGGGCAGUGUUCAGCCAGUCCCGCGCCGCGACCCUCCCUCCUCAUCGCCCGUACGACUGUGCCAUUGAACUGCUUUCUGGCACCUCUCCUCCUUGGAGACAGCUGAAUUCGCUCUCAGCUCCCGAGUGGAAGGCCAUGAACAGCUAUAUCAAUGAUUCUCCGGCAGCCAGUCUCAUCCCCUCUUCCUCAUUGCCCGCAGGAGCGGCAUUCUUCUUUGUGGAGAAGAAGGAUGGCUCACUUAGACCCUGCAAAUAUUAUCGAGGGCUGAAUGACAUCAUGGUGAAAUUUUUUUUAUCCUUUGCCGUUGAUGUCCUCAGCCUUCGAACUCUUGCAGGGGGCAUCCAUCUUUACGAAGUUGGACCUACGCAACUCUUAUCACCUGGUCCAAAUCAGGAAGGGGGAUGAGUGGAAGACGGCCUUUAACACUCAGGGGGCACUUCGAAUAUUUGGUAAUGCCUUUCGGAUUGGUCACAGCCCCUGCCAUCUUCCAGGGGCUCGUAAAUGAUGUGUUUAGAGACAUGGUUGAUCGUUUUCUGUUUAUUUUUAUAAUAUUCUGAUCUUCUCCCAGAAUAUCCAGGACCAUGUACAGCACGUCAGGCAGGUGCUUCAGCGACUGCUACAGAAUCAGCUGUUUGUCAUGGUGGAGAAGUGCGCUUUUCAUGCACAGUCGGUUCCGUUCCUGGGGUUCAUCGUUUCUUCCAAGGGAGUGCGUAUGGACCCUGCUAAAGUCAAAACCAUCUCUGAUUAGCCAAUCCCAGAUUCUUGCAAGGCAUUGCAGAGGUUUCUGGGGCUAAUUUUAUCGGAGGUUCAUUAGAAACUACAGCCAACUCUGCGUGUCUUUGAUAGAUUUCACCUUAACCCGCACUGACUUUUGCUAGUCUACGUGGGCUGAAGCCAGGUUUUCCAAGCUAAAGGAGUGGUUCUCUGCUGCACCUAUUUUGAUAACUCUCGACCCUGCUAGUCGGUUUGUGGUGAAGGUGGAUGUGUCCAAGUUUGUUGUUGAAGUGGUCCUUUCGCAGCGCUCUCCCUCGGAUGGAAAGGUCCGUGUGCACUUUUUCGCACCGCUGAUCACCUGCUGAACGUAACUACAACGUCGGUAACCAAGAAUUGCUUGCUGUCCGGUUGGCCUUGGCAUGUGGCGUCAUUGGUUAGAGGGUUCAGGGAUACCUUUCGUGGUCUGGACUGACCAUAAGAACCUAGAGUACAUCCGUAGCAUAAAACAAAUCAACUCUAGACAGGCUCGCUGGGAAUUAUUUUUCACUCGGUUUAAUUUCACACUUUUGUAUCGCCCGGGCUCUAAAAAUGUCUCUGUUUCAAAAUCGUGACCUCCACCAUCCCACCGGAUACCAUCCUACUCGCCUCUCGAGUGGUGGGCAUGGUAUCCUGGGAGGUGGAGGCUAAAGUCCGUGGUGUGCUACGAAACACUGUGCCCCACCACCACAUGCCCAGCGGGCAGGUUGUUCGGUGGUCAAUUUGGACGCAUGUCCUACAUUGGGGUCACUUGUCCAAUGUCGCUUGCCACCCAGGGACUACCCGCACCCAGGCGCUCAUUAGACAGCGUUUCUGGUGGCCAUUGCUUGCGUAGGAUGGAUGCCAGUUCAUUGCCACUUGCCCCAUUUGUGCAACAAAUAAGACCUCCUGUAACCCCCCGGCCGGCCUCUCCAACCACUGUCUGUCCCUUCGAGACCCAGGUCACACAUAGUCAUGGAUUUUGUAACUGGCCUCCCCCCUUCCCAUGGCAACACAGUAAUUUUGAAUGUAGUGGACUGGUUCUCGAAGGCUGCUUAUUUCAUUCCCCUCCCCAGAUUCCCCUCAGUGAGGGAGACAGCGGUAGCAGUCAUAAACCACGUCUUCCGCAUUCAUGGCCUCCCGGUCGAAGUGGUUUCUGAGAGAGGCCCCCAGUUUGUGUCACAUUUUUGGGCAGAGUUCAGUCGACAGCUGGGUGCUACAGUGAGUUUGUCCUCUGGGUUCCACCCCCAGACAAAUGGACAGGCGGAGUGAACUAAUCAGGAACUGGAAAAGACCCUGUACCGUAUGGCCUCCCAUAACCCAUCUUCGUGGAGCAAUAAUUUAUUCUGGGUCGAGUACGCUCACAACUCCUUGCCGUCGUCAUCUACAGGGUUAUUGCCCUUCCAGUGUAGCCUUGGCUACCAGCCCCCUCUGUUCCCGCUCAAGAGCCCAAUGUUCUGGUCCCGUCCAUACACACAUUUUUUGCAGAGGUGCCAAUGCACCUGGAAAGCCACCAGAGAAGCCCUCUUAUGGACUGGUGCUAUCGUCAAGAGGUCAGCGGACCGACACCAGUCUAAGCCCCCAGCUUACGUGUGCAGGCAGAAGGUUUGGUUGUCCUCCAAGUUCGCUCCGACUGCCCUCACGUAAGCUGAGUCCCAAGUUUAUCGGGCCAUUACCUAUCACCAAGGUCAUUAGUCCGAUGGCGGUCUGCCUCAAAUUACCACCUCACCUCAAAUGUAUUCACCCUGUUUUUCACAUCUCUAAAUUAAAACCGGUUUUUCAUUACAAUUUGCAUCCCACCACCCCCCUGUGUCAAGCAGCUAACUUUGCUCUCUUUGUCUAGUUGGUGCUGUCUCAUCUAUCUGUUGGUUACCUGUAUCUGCCCGCAUGUCAGGAAGUGUCAUUACCUUUCAGUUUGCUGUACGCCUGUCCUCGCCACCCACAAAUUGCCAGUCCAAGAUUCCUUGUCUUUGCCCGAGUGUCGGGAAUACGACUGCCCUCCUUCGUCCGGGCUUUGUUCUCUGCACCACACCACACUUCAGUGGACUCUUCCUACGGAUCUGCUCCUGACUUCCACAAUGCAUACACCCACUACUCACACACAGACUUGUUCCUUGCCUCCUGCCACUGUAUCCGCUGCUGGAAUUCUAAUACUUCACCAGCACAGUUUAUGUUGACAUUUGUUGUUAAUAAAUCUUUUGAACUGUUCUUCUGCAAAUGGGUCUCUGUCUCACUCUCGCUUUGACACCAGGUACACAUAUAUAUAUUUUCACAAUGCUCAAAAGGAGAACUACAUGACUUUAAAAUAUAGAAAAAAUAUCACCUCUAUUUUUGAAAAGGCUUUUAAAUUUGAACAUCACAUGCUUUCUGUUUGAAAAAGGAAAAAAAAUAAGGUGUCUUUCUGAAUGUAUUUUGUAUGGAAUUAAUGUAAAGAAUUUCUAACUAAUAAGAAAGUCUGCUGUGCACAGGAAAUAAAAUGGUUGGAACAAGA